AGUAUAGCGAAGAGAUGUGAAACCAUCAGAGACUUACAAAAUCAAUUCUAUAAAAAUUGCUAUUAAAAUUAUUAUUGAUUCUUUCUUUCUUACUUUCUUUCUUUUUAUUUAUUUAUUUAUUUUUUGUUCAUAUAGUGUGCGCCUCCCUGUCUGUGGCGGCACUAUUCACCCUCCAUACCGAAGCGCGCAUACAGCCGUUCCAAAGCGCUCGCUCCAUAAAAGAAGGGCGCUAACCAGGAGCGGUACAAUUAUUUCUAACACACGUGCAGCCUUUUCCGCACCACACAGCACGGAUGACGGGACAUGAUGAGAGAAGAAGCGGACUAAUAAACGUGUUUUUGAAGGAUGCAAUUAUUCAGCGUCAGUAUGAAGCAGUCUUAAGAAGAGCCUUAACAAAUACUCAACACUGUGGACACAUGGAGUCCACAAGCCAAGAAUAAAUCAUUCCAGAGACAAGUCCGAGAGAGUGCUGACCACAACAAAUUCACCUUGAGCUAUAAACACUGUAAUCACGCCCCUCAGAGGGGAGAUGCCAGUCUUGCUUAAUGCCGACGCCUCCUUCAGCUCCAAGCAGGAGCUCUUGGACCUGCAGGAUUGCCCUCUCGGUGGAGGUCCCUCUCUGGACACACCCAGUCCCCCUGAGUCCCAGAUAGGUAGUCCAGUAGGCUCAGGCCCCAGAAGCCCUGGCAGCCCUGGAAUUGAUGGCCCCAUGCGGCCAUGCAUUUUCACUGGAGCUUCCACACUCCCAGGGCAGCUUUAUGGGGUGGAACCAAAACCCCAUGCAGAGACUCCCAUGGGGCUAAAGCUGAUCUCCACUGACUCAGAUCAACUAUGUGGCUGGGGGGCUCUGACGCCCAAAGCUAUCCAAGUUUUCAACACCCCUCAUUGGGUGCUCUUUUUCCUUUGCAUGGCCUCUUUCUUCCAGGGGAUGAUAAUCAAUGGCUUCAUUAACACAGUGGUCACCUCCAUCGAGAGGCGUUUUGACCUACGCAGCUACCAGGCCGGCCUGAUCGCCAGCUCCUAUGACAUCGCCGCCUGCGUCUGCCUGGCCUUCGUCAGCUACUUCGGGGGGACAGGACACAAGCCUCGCUGGCUGGGAUGGGGAGUACUGAUCAUGGCAUUAGGUUCUUUAGUGUUUGCCUUGCCUCACUUCACCACACCUCCCUACCAGGUCAGUCUGCCUGAACAAACAGGAAUGUGCUCUGCGAACCGUACCAGUCCGUGCCGGGACAAGGAGGGCGGAGGAUUGUCCAGCUAUCGUUUCGUCUUCAUGCUGGGACAGUUUCUACAUGGUGUGGGUGCUACGCCCCUCUACACUUUAGGGGUCACAUACCUGGAUGAGAACGUCAAGUCCAAUUAUGCACCUGUUUAUAUUGGGGUCUUCUACACUGCAGCCAUUGUGGGACCAGCAGCAGGCUACCUGCUGGGAGGAUACUUCCUCAACAUUUACACUGAAAUCCACCUGACGACAGAGCUGACUCCAGAGAACCCUCUGUGGGUCGGGGCUUGGUGGAUCGGCUUCCUUGCAGGAGGAGCAGCAGCUCUACUGAUAGCAUUCCCCAUCCUAGGUUAUCCACAACAGCUCCCAGGCUCUAAGGAGUACGUGGCCAUGCGGGUUUCUGAGGCUCACCAGCUGAAGGACGGAAGCCACACGACAGCCUCGGACCCUCAGUUUGGCAAAUCAGUCAAAGACAUGCCGAGAUCUGUGCUGCUCCUCCUUAAGAAUCCCACCUUCCUGUUUCUGUGCUUAGCUGGAGCUACUGAGGCCACCCUCAUCGCCGGCAUGUCUACCUUCGGUCCAAAGUUCCUGGAGUCACAGUUUAGUCUCAGUGCGUCGGAGGCUGCCACAUGGUUUGGAUACAUGGUGGUCCCAGCAGGAGGUGGUGGCACCUUCCUGGGCGGCUACAUCGUGAAAAGAUUGAACCUGCGCUGUCGAGGAAUCAUCCGUUUCUGCAUGAUGUGUGCACUGAUCAGUCUGGUCGCUAUCUUCAUCUUUCUCAUUCACUGCCCCAAUGUGCCCAUGGCUGGUGUCACAGCACCGUACCAGUCUGGUUUGAUGGAGCAACAUCAACUGGACCAAUACAAACACCUAUAUGACACGCCCAGAAAGCUGCACCUUAGAAACAGCUCCUAUCUGGAGGAGAACCUGACAGUGGAGUGUAAUGCAGGCUGUAGUUGUGUCAGAGAGCUGUAUAACCCUGUGUGUGGAGCAGAUGGUGUGAUGUAUUACUCCCCCUGCCAUGCCGGCUGCAGCUCCAUCAACCACACAGAACGCUCCACAGGCAGACAGGUGUACUCUGGAUGUAGCUGUGUGGUGGGUAAUGUGUCCUGGGGCGAGGAGGGCUUCGCUCUGGCAGGGAAGUGCAGCAGCUCCUGCCACCACAUGCCAGCAUUCCUCUCCUUCCUCUUCAUCCUCAUCUCCUUCACCUUCCUCUGUAGCAUCCCUGCACUCACCGCUACACUCAGGUGUGUGCCAGACAGCCAGAGAUCCUUUGGACUCGGCAUCCAGUGGAUUGUUGUGCGCACAUUCGGUGGUAUUCCAGGACCCAUAGCAUUUGGUUCUGUGAUUGACAUCUCCUGCUUACUGUGGCAGGAUCAGUGUGGUGAGCAGGGCUCCUGUUACCUCUACCAGAACUCAGCCAUGAGCCAGUACACACUCGUAGCUGGCAUCAUCUAUAAGGUUUUGGGAACAAUCUUUUUCCUACUAGCGAGCAUCCUCUACCAGCCUCCUCCUGAGUCGCCUCAAAGCAGCUGUGAGAGCACCGACCACGGUGUAGGAGACAUGAGUGACCUGCCUGUUAAAGACCUGCCUGAAGACGGGGUCAUUGUCAACCCGCACGCCAGGUUAUGAUGUGAGAGACCUCCCCACCACCGUUUUGCUGAGUCCCCUGACUGUGUGUAUGUAUGUGUGUGUGUAGGUGCUGCUUAAUGCUGAGUGUGUGAAUGUGUGUUUGGGUGGUGAUGGGAUGGAUGGAUGCCUCUCUUUACCAACAGCCUUCUCUCAGCCAUAAUGACACCACCCACCAACAUACACAUGCGUGCAUGCAAACACACAAACAGCAAAUUCAAACAACCCCAAGAUGCCUUCAUGCACAUGUCCAAACACACACACACACACACACACACACCUUACUAUAGUACAUGAUGACUUCUGACAUGCUGCUCUCUUGGGAGAUAAUCCUGCUGUGACUGCAUGUGUGUGUAUCAGAGUGCCACACCAACUUUUUAUGUACUGAGAAGCAUUUUUACAGAUAUCUGAAUAUUAAAAUCAGUUCAAAUGACUUUUUAGAAUGUACGUCCGAUGACAUUUCUGUUUCAUAUGUUAUGCCAUUUUCUUUCAAAAGACAACGAAAGAGCUCAGACCUGUGUGGUGUGUAUGACAUACCAUGUGAAUGAAGCAUUUAUGAUGUGGAAAACAGGCAUUUCUGUCCGUCCUCUUCUGUUCUGUGUUGUUACAGGAACCUGGUCACUGUUGUUACUGUUAAUGCUGCUGUAUGCUGUACAAGGUCUUCAGGCCUGUAGUAAAGAAGCCAACUCACUUUCAUAUCAUGCGUCAUAUUUUAAGCCAAGAGUAUCUACAGGCACUUAUAUUAACAUCGUGUUGAUAUAGAUUAUCGGUCACACUCUACAGCAGCACAAAUAUAUUUUCAAUUAUAAAGCACAUGUGUAUUUUUGAUAGCUACUCAGACACAUGUACAGGAGAUUUAUGACACUCAUUGACUUGUAUUUAAAAGUAGUAAUACAGAGAAAACCGCAAAGGCUUUGUGAGCCACAUGAAACGGAUGCAUUUGUAGAUUUUGCUGCCAGUGUUUAGAAGAAAGAGCUUUGACGCUUCAUUCCAUAGAAACUGCAUAGCUGCACUUUAAAGCAAAGAAACACUGAAAGGUUUAGAAAGUGUGUUGACACAAUGAAGGCCUCCGUACAGCAGCAUUUAAAAGUGAACAAUCGUGCAACAAAAAUCAAUUCUUUGAGUCACGUUCAGCAACAAAAAAAGUCCAAACUGGAGGAAGUCAUUGUAGCUCGUCAGCUGUGUUCCACCAUCAGCUUUUGACUACUUCUGUUUUUGGCUGAUGAACAUCAGGGCUUGACAAAAAAAAAAAAAAAAGAUGAUUUUGUGGGUGAGUGGAGGAGCAGCGUGUCAUUCAGGCCCGUCUAAUAAAAUCAGAACAGAUUGGAUCAAAUGAGAGUAGAGCUUAAAAGUUGAAAAACGCCUUUUUAGAAGUGAUCUUGCAUUAUUUGGCAUGUAUGUCACUAACAGAACAAUACAUUCAUAAAUAUAAUAAACAGUUUAUACUGAGACAAAUUGCGUGGAUGGUGCAACAUAGCUUACCUUCCUCCAUAUUGGACUCUCCGUCAGCAUCAGCUGAACACAGCUGUGGUUCAGUUUUUUUAAAUGCUGCUGUCACGGUGCCUUCAGGAUGGAUAUUCUAAGAAGUAACUUGUAAGUUGAAGCUGCCGGGCGGUGCACAAUUGGCCUGACAUGCAGUAUUAUAAAUCAGCACUGUUAUUUGGACCUAAUUAUCACAGUACUGUAAGUCCACAAAUGUGCCAAAGCAGCUUUGCCUAACAACUCUUGUAUUUUAUGUAUCAUUGACCUUAGUUAUGCAAAUAAUUUAUUUCUAAUAUUUCAGCACUUAUAUUUGUUUAUUUUGUUUUGCAUUUACUGUGUGAAGAUAAAAAGGAAUGCUGCCAUGGGUCGUCUUCUCUAGUCUGUGUUUUCUGUGAAACACGAGUUAACAGCUGACUCUAUGUUGCCUGUGUUGUUGUGCUUUCAGCUCAUGGUGAACGGUCUGAUCUCCAUGUGAAUGUUUAAAUGCAGCCCUGUUAGUUGUGCUUUUCAAUCAGUCCCCGAGCUUUGACAGAGCACUCUGUGAACUGAU
Molecule: messenger RNA, 4880 nt
Organism: Larimichthys crocea (large yellow croaker)
Lineage: Eukaryota; Metazoa; Chordata; Actinopteri; Sciaenidae
Gene: slco4a1
Product: solute carrier organic anion transporter family, member 4A1
Exons: 12
Coding region: 530-2851 (773 amino acids)
Biological process (GO): transmembrane transport; sodium-independent organic anion transport
Cellular component (GO): basolateral plasma membrane
Molecular function (GO): protein binding
Source: RefSeq, a predicted model, not a curated record